This is a messenger RNA of Sclerotinia borealis F-4128, 1824 nucleotides long. The record is from the annotation of a GenBank genome assembly. Lineage: Eukaryota; Fungi; Ascomycota; Leotiomycetes; Helotiales; Sclerotiniaceae.
AUGCUUUUACAUUCAGCAGCCGGCAUGCAUAACCAUGAGUACUCGCACUCUACACUUCCUGCUCGACCGCGCAGCGAUUUUAUGCCUAGGAGAUCACCUUUGAAUAGAUCAUCUUUUUUGAAUCCUGGCACAGAAGUAUCUACAACUUAUGAAACUCCAAUACCAGCUUUAACUCGACGCUCAAGAGCAUUGCCGGAAUAUAUACCUCACAAAUUAGAACAUCAACAGGUGCAUACCGUUCGAUUCCAAGAACCUGAAGCGGAUACAAUGAGUGAAGAUGGCAGAUCGGUUGCAAACUCCGAAGGAAGCCGGACAACGCAUGGGGGUAGACGGCGCAGGAGGUCCUCGAAAGCUAGCACAGCAUUUCGCCUAGCACACCCAGCUCCGACCUUAACACACAAGCAACGAUUAUUAAAUAUUCGCCCGAAAUUGCUGAUGCAAUUGCAGUUAAUGUCGUCUGAUAAAAGGCCCAGACCAACAUUGGAUGUUCUUCCUUCAACUGUCGUCGUUUCCAGAUUAGCCAAAAGAUUUCCUCGGAUGUUCACAGGAAAGGGUGAAUUAGGAGCAAAUGAUAUUAUGAUUGUGAAGAGCGAAGAAUAUGACAUACCGGAUCACUCCAUGCAUGAUACCGAUUCGGAUGAGGAGGGCUUCUCCAAUAGAGAUCUUAUUGCAGUUAUUUGCCAAAUGCCCAGAGAUGAAGGAGGCUCACAAGGAAAAGCCGAAAUUGUUUUAGGCGAUGGUUCUGUGUGGUUAGCAAGCCCGUUACCUACCGGAGCUUACGAAAUGACCAAACUUGACGAAUACGGGGGGAAAGUAACCACUGUACGAUGGGUGAAAAGAGCAGGCCAGCACAAUCUUUCCGAUUCGUCUAAUAACGAUGCCAAAUUCAGCUUCAGUAUAAUAGACCCAAAUUCUCGCCGACAUGCGGUUCUGGCAACUGUUACUCAAACAAAAUUGGACAUUCCAGAUUCUUAUGUACCUCUUUCGCCCGGGGUAGAACCCACAAAGCCGCCAGUGAGUGGUGAACCUGGCGAGUUUGACGAUGAGGAUGGCGAGACGGACACAAUCAUUGAACGAAUUCCUCAACUCUUGGACGAGACCAUGAGGACAUUAAUUCAAAUCACGGGAAUAUGGGUUUCCCUACGUCAAGGCUGGUCUCCCUAUUUUAAAUACAACGACGCUAUGGCUACAUUUGGCCAAAACAAAAGUCCAAGGAAUUCUACGAGUGGGAGGACCAGAGCAUCCUCACUAACACCAGAUCUAAUGCGGCCCACGCCUGUCCUUAAUGUUCAUACUUGCACUCGUUCAAGCACACCAGAAUCCACAUUUGGAUCUAUUGGUGACAAAAUUCUUCGAUGCAAUAUUACAAAAGCUAAUUCCGUCGCCACGUCUUCGCCACAUGAUUCGAUUGCAUCUCCAAGACGGGCCAGAGCUACCUCGACCGGUACCGCAUUUAUGCAAAGGGCAGCCAGUCGCAAGAUAAAUACGAUUGCGAGCGACAGCGAAGGAGAGAGCAUAGCCCAACAGCCUGAGAAUGGCGAAGGUCAGAAUGUUAAGAUCCACAGAAAUGCCGCCUCGAACCGUGUUUCUUGUCCUCCUGUGCUGGGCAUCGUUACAUCAUCUCCUUCUACACCUACCAAACCUCAUCGAAGGGUAAAGUCUGCUCACAUGUUUUCGAGCACAGGCAGCGGGAUAAUGGAUGGUCAAAGCGAGGAUAUACAGGGCAAACCUCCAAUAAAGCAAAAGAUUAGCCGAUGGAGGUCAUUCAUAAAUCUUAUUCGCUGUCGUUCUUCUUCUCGUUCUUCUUCUCCUUCUUCGCCAUAG